UAUUAUUAUUCUUUUUCGCGGAAAAAAAAGGGGACGAAAUGUCGACCAGCCGUCACUACAGCGAGAGCCGAGCCAUCCCCACUCGCCGAGUGGUCCUGAGCGACUCCGCGCAGCUACCUCAUGACUAUUGCACCACUCCCGGAGGCACGCUGUUCUCCACCACUCCAGGAGGGACCCGGAUUAUAUACGACCGGAAGUUUCUGCUGGAGUGCCGCAAAUCUCCGGUCACGAGGACCCCUCCUCUGCAUCUCCCCCACAUACCGGGCGUCACGGUGCUCAGCUCCACAGAGAACACUAAAGCCGAGCCCAAUAACCUCAAAGACGGAGAACGCAACGGCCGUGAAGGGAAAUCAGCGACCGGGGACGAGUCGCAGUUUGAAAUGGACAUCUAGGCUUUCCAUGCCACUGCCCAUUAAUUCCACUCCACACUUCAUGCAUCAGUGCCUUGACUCCCAGCUCCAAGCACACGCCGGACACCUGCUGGUGGCUCUGGAGACCUCUUCCUUGCCAAGAGUCCGAAACCCUCAUCCACUGCCCUCUCAUCCUUUCCAACACAGAGCAAAGUGCACAAGAUCCCAAAGACCCGCCAUAGUAAUUUAGCCUCUUGGUUUUUAUGGUUUUCUUUUAAUUCCUGCUUGGAAAAUUCUCAGGAAUUUCAUCUCUCUCUUUCCCUAUUCCCCCAUGGGAUCAGCAUUGUUUUACUACUUAUGUUUUUAAAAGUACCCGAAUGUAUUGAAGAGCGAGCUUUGAAGCAAUUCACAGGCAGUCGUUGCUGGAAACUUGUGUUGUUUUUUUUAAGCUAUGUUGGGAAAAGGAUUUUGGAACGAAACCAUUCUGUUGUAUCUCACUUUUUUCCUUAACUGUAUCAGAUGCUAGAUAAGCAUUGUGUACAGUGCUGUGAAACAUCCCUCCCCCUACCAACCCCACAGUAAACUCUUAAAUUGCUC
Callorhinchus milii (elephant shark) is the source of this 947-nucleotide messenger RNA. RefSeq names its product eukaryotic translation initiation factor 4E binding protein 2 (gene eif4ebp2). Gene Ontology annotation, biological process: negative regulation of translational initiation. Gene Ontology annotation, cellular component: cytoplasm. Gene Ontology annotation, molecular function: eukaryotic initiation factor 4E binding. The record is from RefSeq and is marked provisional. Lineage: Eukaryota; Metazoa; Chordata; Chondrichthyes; Chimaeriformes; Callorhinchidae.